AUGUAAAGUUCACUGAGCAAAUAGUUAAUUGAGAAAUAGCGUACCUCAAAUUUUGUAUGGUCAAAUGUUUUUGUACAUAUUUCGUUUGAAUAUAUAACUCACUAUCAGAGUAUUCUAAUCAUCAGUUUUGUGUUGUCUAUCAAUCUAUCAACAUGUUCAAAAUCUUCGCUAUCUUAGUAGCAGCUACAGUUGUUUUGGCUCAUGAAGAGCAUCAUGCACCUGCUCAUUAUAAAUUUGACUAUGGUGUUCAUGAUCCACAUACCCAUGACGUAAAAUCUCAAUGGGAACAUAGAGAUGGAGACCACGUGAAAGGAGCUUACACCUUGAAAGAAGCUGAUGGUACCACCAGGUUGGUGGAAUACACUGCUGGACCUCAUUCUGGAUUUAACGCUGUUGUGAAGAGAAUAGGUCAUGCUCAUCAUCCAGCUCAUUAUGGUCAUCAUGGAGGUGCCCAUCAUGCUGGACAUGGAGGAGAUAGUUUUGUUGGAGUGACACAUUGGGGAUUCAAACAUUAAGACAGAAGGAAUGAUCAAAUGAAUUCGAAAUUAUUGUUGAUUAGUCCGUAAUAAAUUUUUAU
Harmonia axyridis is the source of this 577-nucleotide messenger RNA. RefSeq names its product cuticle protein 19-like. The coding region runs from base 153 to 515 and encodes 120 amino acids. The record is from RefSeq and is a predicted model, not a curated record. The transcript is spliced from 3 exons. Gene Ontology annotation, cellular component: extracellular matrix. NCBI's taxonomy places the organism in Eukaryota, Metazoa, Arthropoda, Insecta, Coleoptera, Coccinellidae.